This is a messenger RNA of Macadamia integrifolia, 378 nucleotides long. RefSeq lists its product as uncharacterized. NCBI's taxonomy places the organism in Eukaryota, Viridiplantae, Streptophyta, Magnoliopsida, Proteales, Proteaceae. The transcript has a single exon. Bases 1 to 378 code for a protein of 125 amino acids. The record is from RefSeq and is a predicted model, not a curated record.
AUGGAAGAUGAACGCUGUUCUCAUUCUCCAACGGUGAAGCAUAGGUUCCGAUCAACUCUCUGUUUCUCUUGUUGCUUCGGUAACGGAAAUCAUGAACAACUCGAAGAUGUAGAUAAGCAGAGGCCAAUCAAAUCGAAGGCUCAUGAGUUCCCAGAAUUCAAAGAAAAAUGCCGGAAUCUUAUCUCUCGGAUGGGUAGAGGUCGGAGACACUCGGCUGAUUUCAGAUACGAUCCAUUAAGUUACGCUCUCAAUUUCGAUGAAGGAAUAGAUGAUGAUCAUCAUCUGAAUGAAGAAUUACCUCUGAGGAACUUCACUUCUAGACUUCCUGCUUCGCCUCGGAAAUCGGUGGCUGUGACUCAGAUCACUGCUUGUAGUUAA